Molecule: messenger RNA, 2224 nt
Organism: Dreissena polymorpha
Lineage: Eukaryota; Metazoa; Mollusca; Bivalvia; Myida; Dreissenidae
Exons: 2
Coding region: 81-1994 (637 amino acids)
Source: RefSeq, a predicted model, not a curated record
AGGAACGAACCUGAACACAACGCUUCAUCAUUUACAUCGUCUUUACAUUUUGGUGCCCUGAUUAUUACACUAGAAGUACGAUGAAUUUACAGAGGUUACGAUCAAAUAGAGGAGGUACUAAACGCACAAUCGCUAUUUUGCUUGAAAAAAUCGUCGAAAAGAAAGAGAAUGAAACGCGGAUAGAAAUCAACUCACUUCUGAAAAAUUUGGAGACAAAAGUGCAAAUGCUAGAGACACUUUACGAAAAAAUAUUAUUAAACACCGAAACUGAAGAAAUUGAAGAUGAAAUUGUGGAAACAGACAUUUACAUGAUGGAUUUACGCAUGAAAUUAGACAUACUUAUCGCCGAGCGUGAUCAACGGGAUACGAGCAUAGUGAGUCAGCAGCCGACAUUUCAUCCCAUGGAUACGCUGCGUGGUCGAGGGGAUACGGGUUUAGGAAGUCAACAGACGACAUUUCAUCCCUUAGAUGCACAGCGUGAUCAACAGGAUACGAGUAUAGGGAGUCAGCAGCCGACAUUUCAUCCCAUGGAUACGCAGCGUGGUCGAAGGGAUACGGGUUUAGGAGGUCAACAGACGACAUUUCAUCCCUCAGCACAGCGUGAUCAACGGGAUACAAGCAUAGGGAGUCAGCAGCCGACAGUUCAUCCCGUGGAUAUGCAACGUGGUCGAGGGGAUACGGGUUCAGGAGGUCAACAGACGACAUUUCAUCCCUUAGCACAGCGUGAUCAAGCGGAUACGAGGUUGAACAUUCAGCAGACGACAUUUCAUCCCGACGAUACACCACUUACACUGGAGAACAGAAAUAAACAUGCUUUACAUAAUCCAGUCGAUACCAUUCAUCUGACAGCCGUGCAGCACGAAAGGGUGCCUUGCAGCUUCCAGUUCCGGAGGAAAGUAUACGACGGCUCCCGGGCGGCACACGAUAGACGGUCCCCAUAUCCGUACGGAGAGUACCUCGACUUGACAAGAUCGGAGUACCGGCAAUCAAACCAACACAACUCUCACGUAAACAUCGCAACUGAAUUCCCUUUCGUAAGCGGCCUUUCAAACAUGGUCGGCGUACCGGAAACACCCACAGCCAUUUUUCGGCCGUUGACCCACAGGAUGUCACCGCCUGGUACUGGCUACGAACCAACCGCUAGAUUUCACUUCAAUGGCGUAUAUCCGACGCUCCAUUACCCCGCCGCCGCCGCCCACCUGCAGCCACAUCCUACACAUUCAGUUUACCGGAACAGAUUCUCACACAAAGGCCGCUACGCAAACGUUAACCUUGUGACUCCCUUGUGGCCUAAAUAUGGUGGACGCUCAGAACGCCCGGAACCGACAUAUCCUAGCAGCGCCGACGGCAACCACGAGCGACCGCGGAGCUUCGGCGAUCCGGCGGGAACUGCAUCGAGCGACAAGACAAGCGUCUCCUCUGCAGAGAUGAAGAGCGAGCGGACAGACGGCGGAUUGGAAACUGAGACGAUCUCAGUUUCCCGGUCGCCGUCGCCGCAGAGUUUUCAGUGGGCAAGCUCCCAGUCACGUGACACGAGCAUGCCCGAUUUCAGCUCUUCGUCCGACUCCAAGCACUCGUCCGGCAUCGAGAGCGAAGAUCAGAAGCCGAACGUGUUGUCCGAAAAGUCACGUGGCGAUAGUCCGACGGUGAGCUCUACGGUGACCGCUUCUCACCAAGAUUCCCACGGGUCACCGCCUGCGCAACGUACGCCGUACCACCACCCGAGCAACGGAGCCGCGUCCGUCGGCUUCGGCUUCCGGUACACCUCAUGCACGGAUGUCAACAUGAACAUGUACCCGCAUGCACAGAGAGCACCGGUGGAGCAGACGUACGAGGCGGCCGCCAAGUUGCUUUUCAUGUACGUGCAAUGGACACACAACCAGGCCAUUCGUAAAAUUCUAUCCGUUAGAAGUGCUAUGUGGAAGCGAAACCGAGAGAAACUAGUGAUGAACAUUGUGAUUAAACAUGUGAGAAACAGUGCGAUAAACAGUUGAUAAACAAUGUGCUUAACAUGUGAUUGUUAAAAAUGUGAUACAAAGUGAACUUUCAAAGACAGUGCAAUCUAUUCUGGGGUUAAGGUGAUUAAUCGAUAUAUUGACAGUAAUUGAGAUUAUUAUUUUGACUAAUAAUUUGUUCUUCAUGUAUUUUUGUUGGAUUAACAUUUUUGAUCAGACUCAUUGAUAUAUGUUGCAUAAUCAUUUUGAGGCCCCAAGAAUGUCGCGGU